Messenger RNA from Oenanthe melanoleuca, 3808 nucleotides. It is a transcript of the gene ZBTB34, whose product is annotated as zinc finger and BTB domain containing 34. Lineage: Eukaryota; Metazoa; Chordata; Aves; Passeriformes; Muscicapidae. The transcript has 2 exons. Gene Ontology annotation, molecular function: protein binding; DNA-binding transcription factor activity, RNA polymerase II-specific; RNA polymerase II cis-regulatory region sequence-specific DNA binding. The record is from RefSeq and is a predicted model, not a curated record. Bases 979 to 2196 code for a protein of 405 amino acids. Gene Ontology annotation, biological process: regulation of transcription by RNA polymerase II.
GCAAUAUUAUGUCUUUAGACUUCUGCAUUAAUAAGAACUAGAAUAGCAAUAAAAGUCUGAAGUUUCUUGGCUGCUUGAUUAGUGCCCAGUCUUGGAAAUGUAAGGUAAUGCUACAGAUUGGCAUUCUCAGGCUGAUAGUGUGUGUGUGCUUUUUUCAAUAGUAAUCUGUGAAAAGUGCUUUUCUUUGUCUUUUGUUUGGAACUCAGUACAUUUCUUUAAGGGCUCUUUGAAUGUCCUUUCCUGGUAUUUGAGUACUCAUGGCUUUUAAGUUAGGUUAGAAUUUAAAAAUCAAAUUAUUCUAGCUAGGAUGUCACUGCUGUGUCAGAUGAGCUUCAAAGUUCACAUCAUGUUAAAAAAAAUCACAAAAGAAUAUAAAAAAAAAAAUUAAAAUUGAAAGUUCAUGGGUGGCUCAAACACUUUUUUUCAAAAUGCGCGUGCACACACACAUGCCUGUGACUUUUCCUUAGGAGAUUUUCAAAUUUCACAAAGUGCCUUCUAACAAUCAUUCUUGGGAAAUUUAACUAUGCAGUUCCCUGCGAGUAACACUUUAAUACCUGGCUUGAACACCUCCUCAGGGUUCUGUAGUGUUUACCUUGCCUAAUGGCUAUAAAAUCUAUAUUCUUUUGGAAGGGUGGAUUGUUCUGCACUUCUUGCCAGGGAAUGAAAUCGCAAAGUUUCUUUGAGGACAGACUGUCCUAGGAGACUUUCAUGUAUUCUGAGCAAUUGCAUUAUGAAUGUUGCAGAGGGAUAAUUCGAAUUACAGAAAUGCAAUAAAUGUGUAGAUUAAGAUUCUACUUUUUUAUUAUAUCGAGUAUCUUUGCUGAAUGUUUGGUUGUAAUGCACCUUUGACAGAUCAAUGUAAAUGCGAUUUAACUUAAACCUUUGUGAGCAUUUGCUUUUGAAAUAGAAAAGUCCAUAUUCAUUCUCUGUUUUAAAUAUUUUAAUUUUUCUUUCAGAUUACUCUUUACAUCUGUAGAAAUGGACAACAGCAGUUUCAUUCAGUUUGAUGUGCCGGAGUACAGCAACACUGUUCUGAGUCAGUUAAACGAACUGCGCUUGCAAGGGAAGCUCUGUGACAUAAUUGUGCACAUUCAGGGCCAGCCGUUCCGCGCCCAUAAAGCUGUCCUAGCUGCCAGCUCUCCAUAUUUCCGUGACCAUUCAGCAUUAAGCACCAUGAGUGGCCUAUCUAUAUCAGUUAUUAAAAACCCCAAUGUUUUUGAACAGUUGCUUUCUUUUUGUUACACUGGGAGGAUGUCCUUGCAACUGAAGGAUGUUGUCAGUUUUCUGACUGCGGCUAGCUUCCUGCAGAUGCAGUGCGUCAUUGACAAGUGCACGCAGAUACUGGAGAGUAUCCAUUCAAAGAUCAGUGUUGGUGAUGUUGAUUCUGUCACUGUUGGUGCCGAAGAAAAUCCAGAGAAUCGCAAUGGCGUUAAAGACAGCAGCUACUUUGCCAACCCUAUUGAGAUAUCUCCUCCCUAUUGCUCUCAGGUGCGACAGUCAACAGCAGGCAGUGAUCUUCGGGUGGAAACCACUCCAGGCAAAACUCUUCGUGGUCGUCUGCAAGAAGAAGGGCAUUCAGACCGAGGGAGCAGCGGGAGUAUCUCUGAAUAUGAGAUUCAGAUUGAAGGUGAUCAUGAGCAAGGAGACCUGAUAGUGAGGGAAAGUCAGAUUGCAGAGGUGAAAGUUAAGAUGGAAAAGUCUGACAGGCCAAGCUGCUCUGAUAGCUCUUCCCUUGGUGAUGAUGGAUAUCACACUGAAAUGGUGGAUGGAGAGCAGGUGGUGGCAGUAAACGUUGGUUCCUAUGGGUCUGUCUUACAACAUGUUUAUUCAUUUACCCAUGCCUCAUCACAGGCUACCGGUGUGUCAGAAGCCUUUGGAAACCUGAGCAAUACAAGUCCUUCAAGGUCCAUGCUGAGCUGUUUCAGAGGGGGUCGUGCACGCCAAAAACGAGUACCUGCAGGUCACUUGCACGGUGAUGUCCAGGGCUUGGGGCCAGGGGCUGACAGUGAAUCCAUGGGUACACUAAACCAGCACUUGCGAAAAAACCACCCGGGGGUUACAGAAGUGAGAAACAGGGUUGAGUCUCCAGACAGAACAGAAGCAUUUGUGGAACAGAAAGUAGAUAAUGAUGCUUCAGCCUCAGAAGCCAUGGAUUCUAGUAUGGAAAUUCAUGCAAUGUCUAACACAUCUGAUUAAAAUCUUACAUCUAGGUGAAACACAGACAAGCACAUUACUAAUGUAUUUUUAAAGUAUUUUAUUAUUUUGAUGAUCUUCAGUACAAGUGUAACAACAGCCUUUUAAUUUUCCUGACUUUCUGGAAAUCAGUUAGAAAUGGUUUCUGGAGAAGAUUUCAGAAGUAUUCUCUGUUCUUUAUUCAGAAGUUUUUGAAGGAGGCUGAAUUGUUUGGAGUUUGUUUCUUUAUAUUUGAAGAUGCUCAGAAUAUAAAGACAGUGUACUUGGGAAAGGCUAGGAAGAGUCUUCUGAAGUGUCCCUGCUGAUUGAUCUGGUGAGACACAAAUGCCAGUGCAGAAGGAUGUUAGAAUAAGAUUGGCAGCUCUGCUGAAUGCUCAACGAAGCUGUAAUUUCCUUUAUUUCUUAAAUCCUGUUGCUGGUAAUGUGUUACACAGCCGUGGGGAGAGAGAAUAUUACAGCUUUGAUUCCUCUUCUGUCACAAUGAAAUCUGUUCACUCUUACUAACUGGUUUUGGUAGUGAGUCUGUUUAUAUAUAUAAAUUUGCUUUAUAUAUAUAAAGUGCUUUCACUUUCCUUGUUCUGGUUGAGGUGAAUGUAGAAGUAUGUCAAGGCUAAUACCAUAUGCCACUCUAUCAACUAUUAGGACCCCUCUCUGCUUAGGGUUUAUAACUUUGGAUUUUGGGAGGAUGGUUUUGGUUUUAAAUGAAUGUUGUUUGGUUUUCAUUUUAUUAAACUAUUUAUGUGCAAAAGUGAGCAAAGUGAAUUAUCUUGUUUUAAUAGCUUUGCUUUAUGACAUAUGUAAACCAAAUGCCAUAAAUAUAUUAAACUAUGGUUAAAUUGUUGAAAGGUUUUGUUAGUUGUCUAGAAUGCAAGCUGGACAACCUGUGGUGCUGACCUUUUUAUAUAUAUAGAGAUAGAUAUAUCUAUAUAUAUAUAUAUAUAUAUAUAGAUAUACACACACACACACACACACAUAUAUAUAUAUAUAUAUAUAUAAAAUAUUAGCAAACCUAAAAGUAGCAUUGUGGUCUAAAAUGUGUUUUUACUGGCCUCAGAAUCUACCUUCAUUUUGUACUGUAGAACCAUACCAGGUAAUUAAACUUAACUUCAUCACUCUUCAUGGCUUUUAAAACAUGGGAGAGAUGUCGUUUAAACCACAGUAUUUUCAAGCAGUAUUUUAAUAAGUCUCUUCACAGAGAGCUGUUUUCAGGUGCACGUUGACUUCCUACUUAAAUCUCCAAGUGAUAUGCCAGCACUUGGAAUUUGUACUUUUUUUGUAUAGAAAAACAAAUACUCUAUGGGAAUUUUUGAGCAAUAUGUUAUUUCAUGUGUGAGUAUUACAGAGUUGCUAUGGCUUCUCUGUUUUUUCAGUGGUUUUUUUUCUCUUUAAAGGAGCUACCAAGAACUUUAAAAAUACUCUAAAUCUUUUUUGUUUCACAAAAUACAUGUUUUCAGUAUGGUGCUAACUUCAUAAUUUAGGUCAGUAUAACAUAGAAAAUGUGAAUCAUAAUCAUAAUGGUCAAGAAAAAAAAAAUCCUCAACAAGAGACAACAAAUUCCCCCCCUACUCAAACCACCCCCCAACCCCAAAUAAACAAACAAACAAAAAAAGAAAAA